AUGGUUGAGGCUGAGGUGUUUGAACUAAUCAGUGGCAGUGACGGCAGACGAAUAUGGGCGUUUGACAACCAUGCUGCCAAGGUGUCCAUCAGUAACUUCUACACGUCACAGUUCAUCCACGACGUUGAUGGCGAUGAUGUGCAAGACAUCUUAACGAUUCAUGGCGGCGAUCCACUGAGGAAACCAGGUGCAAAUGUGUCUUAUGCGGGCCGAUUGAUAUUAUUUAGCGGAGCAACUGGGCAUGUAAUUACCUGGUCUAUGGUUCCAGACAAGAUGGAAUCCUACUAUUCACCGCAGGUGUACUUCGACAGCCACGGGGAGAAGGUUGUACUGUUUGGAACUGGCGGAGAAACAAUUGGAGGCGCACUUUAUGUGAUCAAACUCGAUUAUUUCAUUCGUGGUCAUAUGCAAAUGGCAAGAUGUUUAUAUAAAGAUUCAUAUAAGGGAGUGAUUACUCCCCCAGUGUUGCUAGACAUAACACGUGACGGUGUAAUGGAUAUUGUCAUAGCAACCUUCAACUCUACAGUACUGGCUAUAAACGGCGACAAUUAUGAUAUGCUGUGGAACUUCUCAAUACCGAUGUCGGAGACCUACUCAACCCCUGCUCCCGGCUUUUUCAAUGAUGACGAUAUUCCAGAUUUUCUUGUAAUAUUUAAUCACGGCCCAACAUACCCUGUCUACUAUUACUCUGAGGUGACUGUGUUAGAUGGAAGGACAGGUCAGCCUCUGCUGGAACCCUUCAUUCGUCAUUCUGGCGGCAUUCAGAGCUCUCCACUUACAGUUAACGUCGAAGGAACUGCUCAAGACAUGUUUCUUUACUUCUCCUCAGAUUGCUUGAACCACGAGGGCAAGAGUACCAAAUUCUCAUUUACAAAAACUACAUUAAAGUCCGAAAUCAAUAGUGAUUUGUGUGUGCUGCGUUUUAACACGAGUUCAUUUUCACGUCUUUAUGCAGUGAGUUCCAUAACUGGCAGUCCUGGUGCUAUCAUUUAUGAUUCUCUUAGUCAUACUUCCGAAGAAUACACGCAUAGUGUGAACACAGGUCUAUUAGCAAAGGCGUUUCUAGAAAAGUAUCCCGAGACUGCGCAGUACGUCAUAGAUAGACAGAAGAGUAAAGAUGAUGAAAAAGAAACUGAUAAAAGCGGAGAACUCAUGACAACCACUGUAGAUUCAGCUGACGUUUUAAAUAAUCAGAAACACGGUAAUAAAGGCGAUCAGACAUCUGAGUCAGAAGAUGGUAUAUUGGGCUCAUAUGGAAAUAACUUUUUAUCUAGUUAUGAGAAAGAGUCUGAAAGAUUAGGAUCAUAUUACAACAUUAAAACAGACACAUUUACUGAAACACCAAAUGAACAUUCAAAACACUCGAAGGACCAUAAAGUAAUGCAGCUAAUUAAAGAAAUGAGAGAAAAUGGAUACUCUAAGUUGAACGUUGAAGGGGCUCGAAAUGGUGAUAGAACACGGCAGCACUCCAGUGACAGACAUUCGGAACACCACGACAGACCAAAACGGCACGCCGGCCCUCAUGAUUCUGGCGGGCUACAACGGUUGAUAGCAACUGGUACACUUGCUCCUAGUCUGAGUCAUGAUGAUCAUGGCAUUGAUUUGAUCUUUCCAGUUUACUGGGCUUAUCCAUCACCGACAGAGAUUCUAACCGAAGAUGAGCAGAAGUGUGUUGACCGUAAAAUGGCAGCAGAGGGGGACAGAAUGAAUAGUAACAGUAAAUAUUUUGGAAUGGAUCACGAUGCAUAUGACCAAGUAGUUGAAGAGGAGUGCAAAGGAAAUAACACUGAUUCUAUGAAAAUAACUGAAAACAUAUUGCGGAUGUACCCGUUUAAUCUGCACAUGGGCGAGAUGACAGUUUACAGAUUACACUUAUCAUGCCAGUUGAUUGGAUUUCUAAUUAAUGUUGAUGAUAAUAAAAUAUAA
Molecule: messenger RNA, 1926 nt
Organism: Anneissia japonica
Lineage: Eukaryota; Metazoa; Echinodermata; Crinoidea; Comatulida; Comatulidae
Exons: 12
Coding region: 1-1926 (641 amino acids)
Source: RefSeq, a predicted model, not a curated record